GGCGACGAGCCGCUGCCCAGGCCCCCGCGGGGCGCUCCUCACGCCAGCGACCAGGUGUUGGGGCCGGGAGUCACCUAUGUGGUCAAGUACUUGGGAUGCAUAGAAGUUCUGCGCUCAAUGAGGUCUCUGGACUUCAGUACAAGAACUCAGAUUACCAGGGAAGCCAUCAGUCGUGUCUGCGAAGCUGUGCCAGGAGCCAAAGGAGCCUUCAGGAAGAGAAAGCCUCCGAAUAAAAUGCUGUCCAGCAUUCUGGGGAAGAGCAACCUCCAGUUCGCAGGGAUGAGCAUCUCCCUGACCAUCUCCACCGCCAGCCUGAAUCUGCGCACUCCGGACUCCAAACAGAUCAUAGCGAACCAUCACAUGCAGUCCAUCUCCUUCGCCUCGGGGGGAGACCCGGACACAACAGACUAUGUUGCCUAUGUCGCGAAGGACCCUGUUAAUCGCAGAGCUUGCCACAUUCUGGAAUGCUGUGAUGGGCUAGCCCAAGAUGUCAUUGGCUCCAUAGGACAAGCCUUUGAGCUCCGGUUCAAACAGUAUUUGCAAUGUCCUUCCAAGAUUCCUGCUCUGCAGGACCGAAUGCAGAGUCUAGAUGAGCCAUGGACUGAAGAGGAGGGAGAUGGUCCUGAUCACCCAUACUACAACAGCAUUCCCAGCAAGAUGCCCCCUCCAGGGGGAUUUCUUGAUGCUCGAUUGAAAGCCAGACCCCACGCUCCUGACGCAGCCCAGUUUGCAGGGAAAGAGCAAACUUACUACCAGGGAAGACACUUAGGAGACACCUUUGGUGAAGAUUGGCAGCGAGCACCCACCAGGCAAGGUUCCUUGGACAUCUACAGCACACCAGAAGGGAAAGGGCACAUGGCUCUGCUAGGAGAGACACCGACCUAUGUCAACACCCAGCCAGUCCCUCCACAGGUUUGGCCAGCAGCAAGCAGCAGCACUGAGAGCAGCCCACGGAAGGACCUCUUUGAUAUGAAGCCUUUUGAAGAUGCUCUCAAGAACCAGCCCCUGGGGCCCGUGUUGAGCAAGGCAGCAUCUGUGGAGUGCAUUAGCCCUGUUUCACCCAGAGCCCCAGAUGCCAAGAUGCUUGAGGAGCUUGAUGCUGAACCCUGGUACCAAGGAGAGAUGAGCAGGAAGGAGGCAGAGUCACUGUUGCAGGAAGAUGGAGACUUCCUAGUCAGAAAGAGUACUACCAACCCUGGUUCCUUUGUCCUUACGGGCAUGCACAAUGGCCAGGCCAAGCAUCUGCUGCUGGUGGACCCGGAAGGCACGAUCCGGACGAAGGACAGGGUCUUUGACAGCAUCAGCCACCUCAUCCACUACCAUCUUGAGAGCGGCCUGCCCAUCGUGUCCGCCGGGAGUGAGCUUUGCCUCCAGCAACCUGUGGAGAGGAAGCACUGAACUGACCCAGAGCCCUCCCUCUGCCUUGUGCCAGGUCAGGGGACCUGGGCUCCACUGCUCUCAGCCUAUGGGAACUGGAGCAGCUGUCUGUGGGCUUAUCACCCUUACAAAAGCCCCCCCCCCACUCCAAGGGAAAUUUCCUUUGAGGUCAAAUUUCAUAAACGUGUUCCACACAUCUCAGAUGCGUAUUAGAGGUGUAUAUACCCACACAUCCUGUACAAACGGCCCCUAUAUUUAUAUUUUUUAAGACUAAGAAAGAUGUGAGAUGAAUGCUCUAUGCUGUAUGUUUUUAGUGAGAGGCAAAUUUUGACUAUAGUUGUUCAGGCAAAACUUUGAAUUCAACUGGCCUACUGGGAAGCUUUGCUAGGAAGGUGUAGCCUGCAGUUCUAUAUAAUAAGCACAACACAGGGGAAUGCAGGUGAGCUGGCAGCUCCGGGACAAGCAGACUUGUGAUAGAAUAUGACAGCAUGCUGCCCAAACAUCUGCCCCUGCCCUACAGCUCCAUGUGAGUGCUGAUUCCAGGCUGCAGCUCUGCUCACAGAUGGAGGUGCCUCCUCCAGUUCUGGCUUCCUGGGUGCUGCCUCCCAUGCCCCAGAUUGACGCCAUGGAAGUGAGUUUUCUGUCUCAUGAUGACCCACUAAAGUCCCACUCCAAAUCAGGUGGUACUCUGCCUCUUUUCCUGGGUCAUGUUUUAGGUCAUGUUAGACCCAUGUUGUUUGGGUCAUGGGGACCUGUCACCUUUAACCCUGAUUGUGUGUGUGUGUGGAUUUGUGGCAUUCAUUUGAGGCCCAGGAUGGUACACAAUAAGGCUUAAGAGCUCUAGUUGACGCUUCCUUUGCUUUCGUCAGCGUAGUGAUAGAAUGAAUGUCUGCGAAAGGCAGGAUGUGGAAUGUGUUCCAGGUCUGCAUGUCCUUCGAGCCAGUGUGCUCGCCACAGACUGUGCAGGGAACGUCCUGGUGAGAUGGCCUCCCACCUACCUCUUGUAUUCAGUAGAACAAAAGGCAUGGGUAAGAACCCUGCAAGGCAGGUACCAGCUACUGCCCAGAAUUGAACCUUCGAGACACACCCACUGUCUGUUCCUCCCAUUUCCGUGUAUGCUCAGCACCAGGCUCCAAAGCCUUUGGUACUAGCUGGAGUGAGGGAUGGUAAGCCAUCUCCCCUCCUCUCCACAUUUUCUCAGUAGCCCAAUGAAAAGUAACCAAGCCCAUGGCCCUCUGUCUUGACCCUUUUUCUCCCAGCUCAGAAGCUGUUGAUUCAUGAGGGGUGAUUUCAUCUUUCAAAGUUGGCUGUGUCUAUGACUUUUUUUUUUU
Myodes glareolus (Bank vole) is the source of this 2708-nucleotide messenger RNA. RefSeq names its product SHC adaptor protein 3 (gene Shc3). The record is from RefSeq and is a predicted model, not a curated record. Lineage: Eukaryota; Metazoa; Chordata; Mammalia; Rodentia; Cricetidae. Gene Ontology annotation, molecular function: receptor tyrosine kinase binding. Gene Ontology annotation, cellular component: plasma membrane. Gene Ontology annotation, biological process: intracellular signal transduction; cell surface receptor protein tyrosine kinase signaling pathway.